CCGAAAGUUCUGCAGAGGUGGCAAUUUCCGCCUCUUAAAGAACUAGUUCUGCGCUAGCUCUGAAUUAGCGCGAUUUACUGCAGGGUACAUACAUACAUAUGUAUGUAUUUUUGUAUGCACGCAUGAAAGUAAAGAGAACACUUUUAGGGUCAAGCCGUGUGAAAAACGUUUUGCAAAUAAGUGGCACACCGCACUACAGAACUUUCGGGAUCACUUUUGAUGAAUGCAUUGUUUGCGCACUACACCAACAAAAUACGCUUGUAUGCAUGUAUGUAUGUUCAUAUGUGCACAUAUUUGGGCCGUAAAUCGGAACUCCGUUGUAAUUGCUAAUACAGCUUUUUUCACUAUAUAACCAGUGACUCGUGUUAACAACAACAAUAGUCAACUCUUGCAGUUGUAGCGCUCAAAUUAAGUGUAAGAACUUAAAAAUAAACCAUAAAAUGCCUUGUCCAUGUGGAAGCGGUUGCAAAUGUCCCACUCAGCCAAAAAGCGGUAGUUGUGGUUGCGGCUCAGCUUGUAGGUGCUGUCCUUGUGGAAGUGAUUGCAAAUGUGGUUCACAGACGCAAAGUGGCAGCUGCGGUUGUGGUAGUGGUUGUAAAUGUGGCCAAUAAUUAUUGGUUUAUAAUCAAUUUUUCGGCUGAGUUGCGACAUUAGCUUUGAACGUCUUUCAAUAAUUUGCAUUAUAAUUCUUUCAAUAAACAAAUGAACGGAAAUAUUAUGCAAACGAAAUAAAACUUUUUUCUUUGUGUUAAGUUAUAUAUAUAUAAGUUUUAUGGAGGAAUGACUUUGACAGUGUGUGCAUAGGAGAAACCAGGCGAGAACGGGGUUUGAGGUUCCCCCUAAAAUUUUUGAAAGGCACACUGCAAAGCGAAACUCAAAACUUUUAGCAAUGCACAAUGGUCGGAAAUCUAAAAACUGGUCAAAGGUUUAAAAUCGAAAUUUAGAUUUUUAAAUUUUAUACAUCACUAGCUGUACCUUGCCACGCUUUGAUGUGGCAUAUUCCUGUUACCAACGCGUAGGGGCCUGUAAAUCUUCCGUAAGAUCU
This is a messenger RNA of Rhagoletis pomonella (apple maggot), 1045 nucleotides long. Its product is annotated as metallothionein-1-like. The record is from RefSeq and is a predicted model, not a curated record. The transcript is spliced from 3 exons. NCBI's taxonomy places the organism in Eukaryota, Metazoa, Arthropoda, Insecta, Diptera, Tephritidae. Bases 441 to 611 code for a protein of 56 amino acids. Gene Ontology annotation, molecular function: metal ion binding.